Molecule: messenger RNA, 3067 nt
Organism: Lates calcarifer (barramundi perch)
Lineage: Eukaryota; Metazoa; Chordata; Actinopteri; Centropomidae
Gene: gpatch1
Product: G patch domain containing 1
Exons: 20
Coding region: 37-2946 (969 amino acids)
Biological process (GO): mRNA processing
Cellular component (GO): nucleus
Molecular function (GO): RNA binding
Source: RefSeq, a predicted model, not a curated record
UUGUUUAACCGCGGUUACCGUAGUUGUAGUACAAACAUGGCGUCCGACAGUGACAGCGAAGAGGAUUUUGUGACUUACGGGAUCCCCCUGGAGCCUCUGGAGGAAGAUGAGCCGUUGAAGAAACCCAUCCCACUCCACGAGCAGACAGUCAAAGAUGAGAAAGGACGAUACAAAAGGUUCCACGGAGCGUUCACUGGAGGAUUUUCAGCCGGUUACUUCAACACUGUCGGCUCUAAAGAAGGCUGGGCCCCGUCAACCUUUGUGUCGUCACGGCAACAGAAAGCUGAUCAACAUCAUGCCAGGCCAGAGGACUUCAUGGAUGAGGAGGACUUCAGCGAGCAUGGCAUCGCUCCCAGAGAGAUCACCACCAGUCAGGAGUUCUCGUCCAGCCGUAGAGACGCGGCCAGAGAGAAGGCGAGAGCCAUCAACGCUCAGACUGCACUGAUCCCCGGAGACACUCUGCUGGAGGAUCUGAUUGCACCUGCCAGGUCGUCCAUCGGGGUGGAGCUGCUGAGGAGGAUGGGAUGGAAGGAAGGUCAGGGUGUCGGGCCUCGUGUGAAGAGGAAAGCGCGUCGACAGCAGACUGAUGAGGUCAGAUUGUACGGUUGUGCGCUGCCUCCUGCUGGUUCAGAGGACUCAGAGGACGACGAUGACGACUUUGCUCCAGAGAAUGUGACCUUUGCCCCGAAGGACGUGACUCCAGUGGACUUCAGCCCCAGGCUGGGAGUUCAGGGUCUGGGGUACCGUGGUCUGGAUCCAGGCCUGGCUCUGCUGGGCCAAGGAGCACCUGAGCACAUCGACUUGUUUAAACCUCAGUCUGAGACGAGGAGUCGUCUGUUUGGAGACACUCAGAGGAGCUCACGGAGAGGAGGCGUGGCCGGACAGGCGUUCGGGGUUGGGGCCCUGGAGGAUGACGAUGAUGACGAUGUGUACCACAGAGACUCCAUGUCCAGGUACGACUCAGUGCUGGGAGGAGAGGAGCCUGGAGACGGACUGUACGGCUGGACGGCACCGCAGCAGUACACCAAGAAAAGAGACAAAAACAAAGAUGCAUCAUACCUUGGUAAAAUCCUGGAGGGAUUCACUCUGGCUCAAAAACCAGCCGAGGAAAAGACUAUCUUCCCUCCCCCCGUGCUGCCCCGUGACUACAGACCGGUCCAUCGUUUCAAUCCUGCAGUCAGUGUUUCACAUCUCUCUGGGGUCAGUCCGGCUCUGGCUGAAGCUCUGAGGACCUCCAGGGGCCACAUGGUCAAAGAGGAGCCCCAACAAGGAGGACGCCACCAGCUGGACUCUGGCCAGAGGAGGGCGCUGCUGGGAGAGGACGCCCUGCAAGGUCCCAGUUCAGUCAUGGAGCUGCUGAGGCCUGAAGAUAGGGAGCGACUCCUCAACCUCCGCAACUCCUCCAACCCUCCCUCCACCAAAACCCCCACCAUAGAAUCCUGCAAUGCCCCGCGGUUGGCUGGGUCGUCAGCUGGGUCGUCAGCUGGGUCGUCGGCGGGGUCGUCGGCGGGGUCAUUGGCUCUGAGUGCCGCAGCGUCCUCCGGACUCCAGCAGCAGCAGCACGAGGCUCUGGUGUCGUGGAGAGGCGUCCAGACCUCCUCACAGACCUUCAGACCGUUUGAGAAUAACCCGAGCAAACAGGCGCGCUACGAGUUCUACCUGAGCCGCCUCAAACAGGGAGACAAAGACGCCCUGGACCAAAGUCUGGACCAGGGGAUGACGGAGUGGGAGCGCAGCAGGGAGAGGGAGGAGUUCGUCCGAGCCUCCAUCCUGUACAGACCCACCUCCUCCUCGCUCUCCUCCCGCUUCACCAGAGCCAAACACCAGGAGGACGACGACAAUGUAGCGGUCAACAGGGACCAGGAGGGUGACGUGGACGACAAACAGGCCGCUGUCAAGAUGAAGAUGUUUGGAAAACUGACCAGAGAAACAUUUGAGUGGCAUCCUGACAAACUGCUCUGCAAGAGGUUCAACGUCCCUGACCCGUACCCUGGGUCAGGUAUGAUUGGUCUGCCAAAGGUGAAGAGAGACAAAUUUUCCGUCUUCAACUUCCUGACUGUGACAGAGAGCAGAGAGACGACAGCUCCUCCAAAGCCUCCAGAGACGGGGAAGAAGUCGAGGUGGGACGUUUCAGACCAGAAGGAAGAGAAGAAGAAGAACAAGCCGCUGAGUGAACAAACUGAGGCCAAACUGGAGCAAACCUCUGUACCUGCUUUACCUGCUCCCACCAACCAUCAGGCUCCAGGCGACAGAACAGAGACAAAGUCAGCAGAAGAGCAAAGCUCAGACAAGAAGAAAGAAGGUGAUGAUGAGGAGGAGGAGGAAGAGGAAGAGAGCAGGCCUCCUAUGGAUCUGUUUAAGGCCAUCUUCGCCAACUCUUCUGAUGAGAAGUCCUCUUCAUCAGAGGGAGAGAGUGAGGAUGAGGAGGAGGAAAAGGACACAAAGGAGGAUGAGGGGAAAAUGGACCCACAGGUGCCGAACCUCUUCAACAUCUCCUCCAACAUCACCUCCACCUCCUCCGUCACCUCCUCUUCUGGCACCUCCUCCUCCACCACCACUAAAUCCAACCAGCAGACAGAAGCGGUGGUUUUGUCUCAGACCUCAACGCAGGAGGAGUUUGGUCCAAAGCUGCCGCCUCCUUCAGGUGCUCUCAUCAGAGGAGGUGCCACCUCCCUCUGCUCCCCCAGUGAAGAGGAGAAACCCAGUAAGAAGAGCAAAGAGAAGAAACACAAAAACAAGAAGCAGCACAAACACAAGAAGGACAAGAAGAAGAAGAAACAUAAGAAGCACAAACACAAAGCGAAGCAGCAGAAGAAGAAUAAGAAGGAGGCAUCAGACAGCAGCUCAGAGGACAGUGAUGAGGACAGUGACGGUGAAGACACAGAGGUGUCGACAGAGGAGCUGCUGAAAAGACUGAAGAGUAUCCGGUCUCAUCAGACCUGGUGAACCAGCAGGGUGUUUGUCCUCUGUGAGGACGACCAACAAUCUGUCUGCUCUGCACUCACUUCAUUUUACACAAUAGAUCACCUGUUAUUCCUGUUUUGAAUAAUAAAAUGUUUAACAUAUA